AUGCGCGAGUACGUGACCAAGCUGCUCUCCGAGCGCUACGACGUCACCACAGCCUCCAACGGUACCGCUUUCGCAUGGAAGCGCUGGCCAUGGUGCAGCAGGAGCCCAUCGACCUCGUACCUCCACCCACCGCCUACCACCCACGCCCACACCCCAUCCCAACCACCAGUGGCCCUCCUGUCAGCUCAGUUUAGUGAAGAAUCCAAGGUCGAGGGACUCGAAGCCGGUGCCGACGACUACCUCAUCAAACCCUUCACCGCCCGCGAGCUCCUCGCACGCGUUGGGUCGCACCUGGACAUGGUCCGCAUGCGCUCCGAAGCCGCCCGCCGCGAACAAGAGCUUCGCUUCCAGGUGAACGAGGCCAAGGAGCGACUGGAGCGGAUUAUUUCCUCGAUCCAGGACGCGUUUGUGUCGCUGGACCGCGACCUGCGCUACGCGUUCGCCAACGACAACGCGGCGCUCAUCGCGGGCGCCAAAAAGGAGGACAUGCUGGGCCGCGACGUGUGGGACUUCAUGGCCGACACGGAGGACAAGGUGGUGCGCAACAACCUCGAGCGGGCCAUCCGCGAGCAGAUCGACGUCUGCUUCGAAUUCUACUACCCGGCCAAGGACCGGUG
Messenger RNA from Acanthamoeba castellanii str. Neff, 617 nucleotides. Its product is annotated as multi-sensor hybrid histidine kinase. The annotation marks the transcript as partial. Gene Ontology annotation, cellular component: cytosol; protein-DNA complex. Lineage: Eukaryota; Discosea; Longamoebia; Acanthamoebidae. The transcript is spliced from 5 exons. The record is from RefSeq and is a predicted model, not a curated record. Gene Ontology annotation, biological process: phosphorelay signal transduction system. Gene Ontology annotation, molecular function: DNA-binding transcription activator activity; transcription cis-regulatory region binding; phosphorelay response regulator activity.